Messenger RNA from Sphaeramia orbicularis (orbiculate cardinalfish), 6818 nucleotides. RefSeq names its product unconventional myosin-IXb-like. Lineage: Eukaryota; Metazoa; Chordata; Actinopteri; Kurtiformes; Apogonidae. The record is from RefSeq and is a predicted model, not a curated record. Gene Ontology annotation, cellular component: lamellipodium; myosin complex; ruffle. Gene Ontology annotation, biological process: intracellular signal transduction; lamellipodium morphogenesis; actin filament-based movement. Gene Ontology annotation, molecular function: ATP binding; GTPase activator activity; ATP hydrolysis activity.
UACUGUUAGCAUAACUUUUCGACCGGGACGACGUGGAGACGUUAAUCCUCAUUUUCUCAAAACUGUAAAGUACACGGGAAAUAUCGUGGCGGAACUUCUGGGAAAUUACUUUGUUUUGGAUUCAGAGUUCACAGUUUCCUGGUGCACCUUUUUUCCUGGAAGCACAGGUUGUUGUUUUUUUUUCUGUCCUAAAGUUGUGAAAUUGGAGUAACGUUAAGAAGCGUGGCAAAGUUUUCCUCCUUGCUGUCAGUAAGGUUUCGCCUGACGAAGAUGAAAUGAGUGGAUUUCUUUGAUAGUGGAUGCUUACAGAGAGUUGGGGCAGUAAGUUAUGCUAAAGUUUGCCUCUGUCUAUCAGAAUGAGUGCUACAGAUGGAGCUGGGGUCCCUGAACAUGAUGCAGAGGUCUGUGUCGUGCAGAUCUACCCCAGACCAGAGCUGCAGAGGGUUGCGUACUGUCCCUUGCAGGUCAGCGCCGAGGACACUGCAAAGACGGUCAUCCAGAACACUGUGAUCACCCUGGGCUUGCCACCCAACUGUGCAUACAGUCUGCUGGAGGUGACGGAGUACGAUGAGGAGAAGAUGCUGAAUGAUACAGACUGCCCUUUGGAGCGAGUCCUUCUUUGGCCCCCAGAAGCCCAGAAGUGGCACCCAAGAAGCCAUGGCUACUACUUUAUCAUACAGCAGCAGGUCCACCAAGGAGGAAACCAGGAAGAAACCAGUGGAGAGGACUACGAUGACCUGUGUGACCUCCCCUCUGUAACUGAGGACAGUAUUCUGGAGGCUUUGAGCCAGCGCUUCUACAAGUUCAAAAUCUACACUUACGCAAGCAACAUCCUCAUUGCUGUCAACCCCAAUAAGUGCCUACCUGUGUACUACAACCCCAAGUAUGUAAAGAAGUACGAGAACCAGCCGCUGGGUAAAGAAAGCCCUCACAUAUUUGCCAUAGCCGAUGUGGCCUUCCGCACCAUGCUGAACAGGCAGGCCAACCAGUGUAUUGUGAUUUCUGGAGAGAGUGCAUCAGGGAAGACUGAAAGCAGUAGUUAUCUCAUCCACUGCCUCACUGCCCUCAGCCAGAAGACGUACUCUGGAGGGCUGGAACGGACCAUCCUGGGGGCUGGACCUGUGCUUGAGGCCUUUGGCAACGCUAAAACGGCACAGAAUAACAACUCCAGCCGCUUUGGGAAGUUCAUCCAGUUAAACUAUCUGGAGAGUGGUGUCAUCAGAGGUGCAGUCAUUGAGAAGUACCUCCUAGAAAAGUGUCGCCUCGUGUCCAGAGAUAAGAGUGAAAGAAGCUACCAUGUGUUCUACUAUCUGCUGGUGGGCGCGUCCAAAGAUGACCAAAAGUAUUUCCACCUAUUGCAGCCACAAGAUUAUCUCUACCUCAAGCAGGAAGAUUUCCACUUAGAUGAUGAGGAAAAACUUCGACAAGAGUAUAAAAGGCUCCAUCAAGCUAUGGAGAUGGUUGGCUUUCUCCCAUCCACCAAGAAACAUAUAUUCUCCAUGCUCUCUGCCAUCCUCCACCUGGGCAACGUGACGUACACACAGUCAGAGGACACUCAGGUCCUGGAGGUCGGAUCAGCACAAGUUCUGUCCAUUCUGUGUGAACUGCUCAAAGUGAAACAGGAGUCACUGAUAAAGGCUUUGACCAUGAGGAGAGUCGUCACCGCCAACGACACUGUAGUUUCGCAGUACACACUAGAAGAGGCCAUUAGAGUACGAGAUUCGAUGGCAAAAUCAUUAUACAGCGCUCUGUUCGACUGGAUCAUCUUCCACAUCAACCAUGCUCUGCUCAAUAGACGAGACAUGGAGGAGUCCAUCUCAUGUUUGUCCAUUGGUGUCCUGGAUAUGUUUGGGUUUGAGAACCUGCAGAAAAACAGUUUUGAGCAGCUGUGCAUCAACUACACCAAUGAGAAAAUGCAGUAUUACAUUACACAGCACAUCUUCAAGCUUCAGCAAGAUGAUUACAUAUCAGAGGACAUUGACUGGCAGAUCGUUGAUUACCCCAACAACAUUGGCUGCAUUCAGCUGAUCAGCGACAAAACAAAUGGACUGUUUGACCUGCUGGAUAUGGAGAGCAGCCUCCCUGAAGCCACAGAUCAAACCCUGUUGGAUAAGUUGAAGCAGCAUCAUCAGGACAAUCCCGUCUUUGUCCACAACACAGACACAGAGUCGACCUUUGUGAUUCAACAUUUCGCUGGGACGGUUAAAUAUCACAUCAAGGAUUUUCGAGAUAGAAACACAGAGCACAUGCGGCCUGAGGUGGUUUCUCUCCUCCGCAGCAGUGAGCGGGCUUUUCUGCAUUGCAUGGUCACAUCCAGUCCAGAGGCACUUUUCCGAUGGGGCGUCCUCCGAGCCACCAUCCGCAUCCUAACCAUAUUUAAGAACCUGGGACGACGGAGGGCAGAAUUUACAGCUGCCAGACGUCCCACUCGCAAACUGAAAGACACCAAACAAAGCACCAGUUCAGUGGACCGGCUCUCCAGCAACAGCUUUACUCUGGACUUCUCUUUCGAUCGCUCUGAUGAGCAUCCUCUUGAGGUAUUCGAAGACAUCUUUGCCAGUUAUGAAAAAAGAAAAAAAAGUAAAGGUGGCCGACAAAAGCAGCUCAUUCCAAAGAAUCUCAUGGAUAUGCGCUCACUUCAACAUAUAGUUGGUGUCACGGUGCAUGACCGAACCAGCAAAACCAUGUUCCACCCUCACAGGAUGAUAAAACCCCCAACAGUCAGCACUCAGUUUCAGGCGUCACUUGGGAAACUCUUAGAGAAGAUGGAAAAAGCCAACCCUUUCUUUAUCUUCUGUAUUCGCUCCAAUGCUGAAAAGAAGGGGAUGCACUUUGAUGAUAAACUUGUGCUCCAGCAAAUCAAACACAUGGGUUUAGUGCAAACGGUCAACAUCCAGAAGCUUGGUUACAGUGCCAAAUACACAUUUAAGGAGUUUGUGGAGAAGUUCAGAAUGUUACUUCCAAAAGGAGCCACUGCAACAUCAGAGCACAUAACACAACUGUUUGAGAAUAUGAAUCUCGAUAAGACCACCUACCAAAUAGGAAAAACAAAGGUGUUCCUCAAGGAGAAGGAGAGGCGGCUUCUUCAGGAAACUCUCAACACUGUGGUGAUUCGUCACAUUAUCAUCCUGCAGCGCUGGUUUCGUGUUUGUCUGAUAAGACUGCACUUCCUGCAAAAGAAAGACGCCACCUUGGUCAUACAGAGGUGCUGGCGUGAAUUUUAUGAAAAGCAAAACCGAGCUGCUACAGUUAUCCAGUCAGCAUGGCGGAGUUCACUCAAGAACCCAAAACACUACCAAGAAGAGGAACAGGGGACGUCUGGUACCAGGACUGGACGGGACAGCCUGAUGAAAAAGGAGCUGAAGAGGCAGCACAAAGUGGAGCAGAGCCCUAACAGGAGUCAGCAGCCCGACCAGUUCACAGAGCAGUCCGGACAGAGAGCUCGGAGCAGGGACAAACGAGCGGGCAGAGGAUCCCCUCCUCCGCUCAACAGACCACUGUCACUCCCUCUGGACUCCAAAGUCAGCAGCGACGGUGACAGUGACACCCCAAGGAUCAGCUCACUCCAGCGCUACAAAGAUGGGGGGGACAUGAAGGAGAAGGCCAACAGGUGGAAGGAGAGGAAAAGCGAAGGAGACCCAACAGAUGAAUCGAGUCCAGAAAUACAACGAAGACAAGACAGGAGGAAAGAAGACUAUCAGCGAAAAGGGAAGUCGAUGUCUGCUGACGAAUUGUCCAAGUUGAGCUCAUCUGGCUCUGACAGCUCACCGUCUACCAACGAGGACACAGUACGUCUCCGCAAGCAGCCCAGACGCAAGCGGCGCUUAGCCUACGCCCGUAGCGGUCUGAUGGUUAACUUUGCGACCUCCAAGGAGAGUGAGUACUGGAGCUUUCCACUGCCUCCCAUCAGCCCCCACAUGUCCACCAUGAAGAGCUCAGUCAGUAGCGUGGAUGUCCGGGCCCUGAAAUCACAGCGUGAGAUUGCUGCAGAGCCUGAUGGGUCGAGGUUUAGCCUUCCACCCAGAGGCACCAGUGAGGCCUCGGGGCAUCAGGGGUCAAACCAGUCUCCAACGACUCCAGAGAGGAUUUGGUUCCUCAGAUUCCUAAAGAAACGGUCACCCAAGUUUUCGCCAGUGACUGAUUCUCCACCAGAUAGAAAUGCCACUCUGCCCAGGUACACCACACAUCCCUAUCAAAUGCCAAACCAGAGCAGUGGAAGGGCCUCUCGAAACCCCACCAUUCGAAUCAGCCGGGCUACACGGGCCAUGGAGUGGAACGCAUCUCUGGAUCGGGAGAUCACCAACCCAAAGGAACUGCGAAAUCUGGAUGAAUUCCUUGGCAACCAGGUGAAUGAGUUGCGAACAAGAAUAAAAGAGCUGUCACCAACUGAGAGCAUCUUCCUUACAGCCACCAUGGAGUUCAGAGAGACCAUCAAAAGCAUGUUCUCUGUCCAGAAGCCUCAAAUCGGCUACAAAGACCUGAUGAAGGGCUACCAAAACAAAGUGAGCACAUUGGCUGGACCCAAGCAGAAAGCAGAGGUCUCACUGGUGGUCAACCUGUUCCAGUCUGUACUGGACGGCUUUAUUAGAGGAGAAAUGAAACGAGUGGAAUCGGAGCCAGUCAAGACAACAAAAACAACAAAGAAAAGGAGGAAAAAGGACAAAUGUCCUGAUAGCCCCUUGGAUCAUCUGUUCAGCACAUACCAAGUCAACAUUAUGCAGUCAUGUGACUUAUGUGGCUCCUACAUCUGGGGGAUGGAGAAAGCCUACAUGUGCAGUGCUUGCAAGUUGAUAUGUCACAAGAAAUGCCUCAGCAAAAUCAUCACAGAUUGCUCGACACGCUGUUCCAGACAGGAUGAGAACCUCCCAGGCACACUUCACUUCGGGGUACAGGUGUGCGUCCUCACCAGUAAAGCCAACCCUGUGCCCAAGGUGGUGGAGCUUUUGCUGAUGCAUGUGGAGCUCAACGGCCUGUACACAGAAGGCAUUUACCGCAAGUCGGGUUCAGCCUGUCGGGCACGGGAGCUGCAUCAGAUUCUGGAGACGGAUCCUGAAGGAGCAUGUUUAGACAACUACCCGAUGCACACCAUCACAGGCCUGGUGAAACGUUGGCUCAGAGAACUGCCUGACCCACUCAUGACAUUUUCACUUUAUAAUGACUUUCUGCAUGCUGUGGAAUUUCCAGAAAGAUCUGAGCGCAUACGGGCAGUCUAUCAGAAGGUUGAUGAACUCCCUCCUGCUAAUUACAACACUUUGGAGCGGCUCAUCUUUCACCUUGUCAGAGUUGCAAAAGAGGAAGAGCACAAUAAGAUGUCGCCCAGCUCUCUUGCUAUUGUGUUUGCCCCCUGCAUCCUGCGCUCCCCUGAUUCUAAUGAUCCGUUCCUUGGUAUGAAGGACGUGUCCAAGACAACGACGUGUGUGGAGAUUCUGAUUACAGAGCAGUUCAGACGAUACAGAGAGAUGAUGCAGAAUAUCCAGGAGCUGGAAUACGCAGAGGCACUGGCAGUCAAUGAACUCAAACUAAGGAGGCAAAACACGGUCAUUGAAAAACCCUCCCAUCUGGAUGUUCCUGAACAAAUUGACUCUGACGACACAGAGAAGACCCUCAUCGAGAGGAUCAAGUCCCUCAAGCAAGAAAAGGAGGACUUGGCCUGCAGGUUACCAGAUCUAGAACAGGAGAACUCUGAAAAUGAUAACUUGGACUCUGCGUCGUCCAUGAGCACAGAGAGCCUAGAGGAUCGCCUGGGGAGCCUGGAUUCGGAAGGAAAGAUGAUCUUGCAUUUGAAAACCCACAAACCCCCCGACUUGGCUAAGAGAGUCAGAAGCCUGAUGGCUCAAACCGACAACGAACACAGAGAGUUUUUUCCACCUGAACCUGUACCAGGACAGAAAACUGAGAACACCUUAAAACCGGAGGUCACCAGCAGCGGGAGCUUUGACGACCUGGACAUCCCUUACAUCGACGAGGAUGAAGAUCCAACCUGCUUAUAACAAUAGACUAUUACUUUUACCCCAUGUUGAAAGAACUGGGAGUAGUCUCAAAUAUGUGAUCAUGGAAAAGUUAUUGCAAUGACAAUUGUGCACUUUGCUGUUGAGACUUUUCUGUUUUAUAAUGCUGCUAUGGAAAACAUCUUUUAUAUGUAUUUAAUAGGAAGCCAUACACUGUUCCUUCAGAGUUUUAACUCAUCUGAAGAAACACCAACAACUAUGACUACUCGGCAUGUUCACAUAAAUACACUAUGGUUUUUUGUUUGUUUGUUUAAUGUACAGUGCACACAUAAAUUAGUUAUCAAGGUUUUUGGGCCUGUCCAGUUAACAUGUGGCAAGCUGUAUCUUAUUUGUAACAGGAAAAAACCAACAUUGCAAGGAGCGAUUGAGGAAGUGAGUGCAUCCUCUACUAAUACACUCAACCUCUGUGGUAUUAAUGGGAAUCUGUGUGGUAUGUGAAAGAAAUGUCUGGUAAUUGUACCAAAAUGUUCUACCAUUGUACAGAGAAUGACUAUGUUUUGGGGGUCAGCUGAAUUUAUAUUUUUGCUUUAUUAUUCAUUGCUAUGAAUGACCAUUGUUUUAAUAUAUCUGGGAAAAAAAAGGUCAUAUUGCUGCCUUUUACACUGACUGAAAACAUUCCUAUCCUCUGCAAUGUUUUAUUGCUAAGCUGUUGAUGUUCAUUAUGUUGCUUUUUUUUUUGUGCAUGUUUUUCAUUUGCAUGCCUAUACAUUUUAAGAGGUAGGAUUGAUGCAUUUUGGAUUUUAGUCACUAAUUAAAAUAAACUGACUGUUUUUGAUUUUCUGUCACUGUUAAUGACAACAACAACAAUAA